Apodemus sylvaticus (European woodmouse) is the source of this 2395-nucleotide messenger RNA. It is a transcript of the gene Dmrta2, whose product is annotated as DMRT like family A2. Bases 695 to 2308 code for a protein of 537 amino acids. Gene Ontology annotation, biological process: germ cell development; sex differentiation; regulation of transcription by RNA polymerase II. The transcript is spliced from 3 exons. Lineage: Eukaryota; Metazoa; Chordata; Mammalia; Rodentia; Muridae. Gene Ontology annotation, cellular component: nucleus. Gene Ontology annotation, molecular function: protein binding; RNA polymerase II cis-regulatory region sequence-specific DNA binding; DNA-binding transcription factor activity, RNA polymerase II-specific. The record is from RefSeq and is a predicted model, not a curated record.
GCCCCGGGCCAAGGGAGAGUGGCGCGGUGGAGCCGGAGCCCCAGAAGUAGAGGGGUUACACACGUCUACAAGGAGAGGCGCACCGGACACGGUAAUUAGGAGCAAUUCACACGCUCUCGGGCGCACGGAAACUUCUUGUCACGACAUUUGCAACGCUCCUCCUCGCGCACUCCUUCGCUGGCGCCCCCUCCCAUCCCGCAGGCACUCAGCAGAGCGUGCGGAGUUUCGAAUCUUUCGGACACUGUAGAAUGAGGGGCUCCCCGGGCGCGGGCCCGGCCAAUCAGAGCGCCGACUGUCUCCCCUGGCCAAUGGCAGGCGCCACAUUGUUGUCCAAUUCUGUCUAAUGGAGCCCUGAGGAGCAACAAUAGAGCGGGCGAGCGGCUCAUUGAGAGCUGGCAGCGCCGGACUACCCGGCCCGGGGCGAGCGCAGCGUCCGGAGCGCACCGAGGGGACGCGGGUUGCAACCAGCCGGUCCCCGGCCAGGCCCCCUGCCCCGAGGGCCCUCUGGGGUGUUGAACUGCUGUGUUCUCAGAGGGGUCCGGAAGUUCGGACAUGGUGGCUGAAGGAGGGUGACGUGGUCAGAGAAGGGGCCGGGGCAAAGGGACGAGGCCGAGAGAGCCGAGGCACGAGCGGAGCUGGGCGACGCGUGCUGCGCCAACGGAGGAGGAGCCCGGAGCUCCAGGCAGGUCCAGCCAUGGAGCUGCGCUCGGAGCUGCCCAGCGUGCCGGGCGCGGCGACGGCAGCAGCGACAGCGACGGGACCGCCAGUGGCGUCGGUGGCGUCGGUGGCAGCGGCGGCAGCUGCCGCAGCAUCGCUACCAGUGAGCGUGGCGGGAGGCUUGCUGCGGGCGCCGCCGCUGCUGUUGAGGGCAGCGGAGAAGUACCCGCGGACCCCCAAGUGCGCGCGCUGCCGCAACCACGGAGUGGUGUCUGCGCUCAAGGGCCACAAGCGCUACUGCCGCUGGAAGGACUGCCUGUGCGCCAAGUGCACGCUCAUCGCCGAGCGCCAGCGCGUCAUGGCGGCGCAGGUAGCGCUGCGCCGGCAGCAGGCGCAGGAGGAGAACGAGGCGCGCGAGCUGCAGCUGCUGUACGGCACUGCCGAGGGCCUGGCGCUGGCCGCCGCCAACGGCAUCAUCCCGCCGCGGCCUGCCUACGAAGUCUUCGGCUCGGUUUGCGCCACCGACGGCGGGGGGCCGGGAGCUGGAGCGCCCGCGGGCAGUGCAGGGGGCGCAGGGGGCGCAGGGGGCGCAGAGGCCAAGUUGCAGAAGUUUGAUCUGUUUCCCAAGACGCUGCUUCAGCCCGGCCGUCCCGACAGUCCGCCGCCACCUCCAGGGAAGCCCUUGUCACCCGACGGCGCGGACUCAGGUCCCGGGACCUCGUCCCCGGAGGUGCGACCCGGCUCAGGCUCGGAGAACGGAGACGGCGAGUCCUUUUCGGGGUCGCCUCUGGCCCGGGCCUCCAAGGAGGCGGGUGGCAGCUGUCCUGGGAGCGCGGGCGCCGGCGGUGGCGGCGAGGAGGACAGCCCCGGCUCCUCCAGCCCUCUGGGUUCAGAAUCGGGUUCGGAGGCUGACAAAGAAGAAGCCGAGGCCGCACCGACUCCGGGGCUGGGCGGCGGGCCGGGGCCGCGGCAGCGGACGCCGCUGGACAUCUUGACGCGCGUCUUCCCGGGCCACCGGCGAGGCGUCCUGGAGCUGGUGCUGCAGGGCUGCGGCGGCGACGUGGUGCAGGCCAUCGAGCAGGUGCUCAACCACCACCGCGGAGGCCUGGCGGCCGGCCUGGGCCCCGCCGUGCCGCUGGAGAAGGCCGCGGUGAGCGCGGCCGCGGCGGUGGAGGACGCGUGGCCCGGGCGCGUGGAGGCCGCAGCCGCCGGGGGAGCCGGGCUGCCCGCUCCGCUGACGACCGGGCCCGCCGCGCCCCCGCACCACAGACCCUUGCUGGCCGGGGCCAUGACGCCCGGCGCGCUAGGCUCGCUCAGCAGCCGCUCCGCCUUCUCGCCGCUGCAGCCCAACGCCAGCCACUUCGGCGCCGACGCGGGCGCCUACCCUCUGGGCGCACCGCUCGGCCUGAGCCCCCUGCGCCUGGCCUAUUCGGCGGCGGCGGCCCACAGCCGCGGCCUGGCCUUCAUGGCGCCCUACUCCACGGCCGGCCUGGUGCCCACGCUCGGCUUCCGGCCGCCCAUGGACUACGCCUUCAGCGACCUCAUGCGCGACCGCUCGGCCGCCGCCGCCGCCGCCGCGGUGCACAAGGAGCCCGGCUACGGGGGUGGGCUGUACGGGCCCAUGGUCAACGGCACCCCCGAGAAGCAGUAGGGGAUGGGGCCAGGCAGCCCGGCCACCCGCCAUCGACCCAGCCGCGGGCCCCUCCUCGCCCUGCCCUGCGCCCUCCGCUCACAGUUG